Molecule: messenger RNA, 2337 nt
Organism: Quercus robur (English oak)
Lineage: Eukaryota; Viridiplantae; Streptophyta; Magnoliopsida; Fagales; Fagaceae
Exons: 10
Coding region: 175-1869 (564 amino acids)
Biological process (GO): spliceosomal complex assembly; protein deubiquitination; mRNA processing
Molecular function (GO): zinc ion binding; cysteine-type deubiquitinase activity
Source: RefSeq, a predicted model, not a curated record
UUGGGCCCUACAACUCCAAGCCCAUGAAGAUAGAACAAGUUCAUGGCGUAAUCGGACAACUCCGACCCGUGUCGCGUAGAGAGCAAUCUAGCGCCUUCCAACUCGAAAACCUCUCGAACCGGAGCUUCUUCUCACUCUCUCUCUCACACACAGUCUCAGUUAAACUGUAACAGAAUGAGUUCAAAGAGGAAAACUGGUGAUUUGGUGUCGGAGGAAGGGUUUGCUUCGGAAGCAAAGAGGCAGAGAGUGGUGGAGGAGCAGGAGGUGGAGUCAUCUCCAUCGCCGCCGCCUCUUCCAAUUGCGAAUCCUCUUUCGGGAUUAGCGAAUUAUGACGAUGACGAUGAGGAGGAGGAAGAGGAGAGGCAGGGGGCUGAGCAAAAUGGCGGUGGGAAGGGAGUGGAGAAUGGCAAUGGAGAAGAAGAGGAGGAGGAGGAGGAGGAUCAAAUUGAGCAAGGAUAUAGUCAAGGAAGGCGUAACCGUGAGGUUGAGCGCCGGAGGGACUGUCCUUAUCUUGAUACAGUUAAUCGUCAGGUUUUGGAUUUUGAUUUUGAGAAGUUUUGUUCUGUCUCUUUGUCGAAUUUGAAUGUGUAUGCCUGUCUGGUAUGUGGGAAGUAUUAUCAAGGGAGAGGGAGAAAGUCUCAUGCAUAUACUCACAGUCUGGAAGCAGGCCACCAUGUUUAUAUCAAUCUUCAGACUGAGCAGGUUUAUUGCCUUCCUGACGGAUAUGAAAUCGACGACCCCUCAUUAGAUGACAUUCGACAUGUUCUGAAUCCCAGGUUUGCGAGGGAACAAGUGGAACAACUUGACAAGAACAAGCAGUGGUCUAGAGCACUUGAUGGUUCUGAUUACCUUCCAGGAAUGGUGGGGCUUAACAACAUUAAAGAGACAGAUUUUGUGAAUGUCACAAUACAAUCUUUGAUGAGAGUUACUCCUUUAAGGAAUUUUUUCCUUAUCCCUGAAAAUUAUAAACACAGCAAAUCUCCACUUGUUCAUCGAUUUGGAGAACUCACAAGAAAGAUCUGGCAUACAAGGAACUUUAAAGGACAGGUAAGCCCACAUGAGUUUCUACAGGCAAUUAUGAAAGCCAGUAAAAAAAGGUUCCGGAUUGGUGCGCAGUCUGAUCCAGUUGAAUUCAUAUCAUGGCUUCUUAACACACUGCAUGCUGAUCUUAAAACAAAGAAGAAUAGAAGCAUUAUCUAUGAUUGCUUUCAGGGUGAAUUGGAGGUUGUGAAAGAGAUUCAUAACAAAGCUUUCUUGGAGAAGAAAGAAAACAGUGAUGACCAGCAUGCUGCUUCAAAACUCACAGAUGGUGGAAUUGAACAUGAUGCUGUUGUGACAGAAACUUCCAGAAUGCCAUUCUUAAUGCUUGGACUGGAUUUGCCACCACCUCCUCUCUUCAAAGACGUGAUGGAGAAAAAUAUAAUACCCCAGGUUCCACUCUUCAACAUCCUGAAGAAGUUUGAUGGUGAAACUAUCACUGAGGUUGUCCGACCUUGUAUAGCAAGGAUGAGAUACCGUGUUACCAGAUUGCCACAGUAUCUAAUUCUCCACAUGCGUCGAUUUACAAAGAACAACUUUUUUGUGGAAAAAAAUCCUACAUUAGUGAACUUUCCCGUGAAGAACCUAGAGUUGAAGGAUUACAUUCCCUUGCCAACACCUAAGGAGAAUCAGAAAUUGCGUUCAAAGUAUGAUUUGAUUGCCAACAUUGUUCAUGAUGGUAAACCUGGUGAAGGGUACUACAGGGUAUUUGUACAGAGGAAGUCAGAAGAAUUAUGGUAUGAGAUGCAGGAUUUGCAUGUUUCAGAAACACUUCCUCAAAUGGUUGCACUCUCGGAGACUUAUAUGCAGAUUUAUGAACAGCAUCAGUAAUAUAGGAGUUCAAGUCCUCUUGUUAAAUGUUGAUUGGUUGUUUAUCAAGUUUAGGUAAUCAUAGUGUAAUAUUUUUCAAACAGAUUAUGAAACAUCAUAGGAGAAAGGAGAGAAAUUAUUGAGCUUCUUACAUGGUUGAUUUGUCAUAUGGAGGAAGAUUUCCUGAUUGAAGGAAAAGUCGGCCCUAUAGAAAUUGAGGCCCUGUUUCAUCUCCUAAGGUCAGCAAAAGCACCAAUCCGUUUUGCUAGUUUUGACUGUAAAACCAUGCUCACAUUGUCUUGAAGAAAUUCUGAAGGCGAAACUUUAGUGUUAGAAUUUUUGACAGAUCAGUGUUAUUGGUCACUGUUGUUUAGUGAUUAUUUCUUCUAAAUGUCUUUGAUUGUUCAGCUACUACCUGGUGGUCCAAAACUACAAAUAACAUAUUAUGAAGCCGUAGUAUACUGUGCAUAGAUCAGAAUUUUAAGCUUU